AUGAGCCAUCCAAAUGAGAAAGAGGCCUCGGGCACAAUCGAAAGUAAACCUAAAUCGCCCAUGCUUUCAUCAUACUGCAUCGAAAGCAUUCUCGGCCGACGAAGUCCCCUCAAAGUCAGACUCACAGGAAUGCAAAGUUUACCAAUGCUACUGACUGGGAGUGCGGAGCAUAAUGCACCUUUGGAAGGUAAGACAAUAUCCUCUCAGAAAGAUGCGGACAUGCACCUGCCCCCCAAGUUGCAGCGUCUGUAUGGCCCAGGGGGAAAGCUCAUGGAUUCCAGACGGGGAAUUCACGAGAAUGAGGAGCAAGAAGAGAGGGAGCGUCCUCUAGACAAAGUCUACGAAAAUCUGAAAAUCACUCAGGCGCCACAAGUUAGCAUCAGCCGCAGUAAAUCAUACAGGGAAAACGCGUCCCACAGUCAGAGCGAGGAAGAUAGGAACCUCGGGCGACGGACAGAGGAGCACGCGGAACUUGGCGCCCUAAAGUUCGAGGAGGACACUGGCAAGGAGCUUAUCUGCGAAGACACAGAAAUGUCCCCAAAGAACGGAGAGAGUUUGCACAUCAAUGGAGAUGUAAAAGACGGAGAGGACAGCGUGUGCCUCUCAGCUGGCAGUGACUCAGAGGAGGGGAUGCUAAAGCGAAAACAGAGGAGAUACAGGACUACGUUUACCAGUUAUCAGCUUGAGGAGUUGGAGAGAGCUUUCCAGAAAACGCACUACCCCGAUGUGUUCACGAGGGAGGAGUUAGCGAUGCGGUUGGAUCUCACUGAGGCUCGUGUGCAAGUGUGGUUCCAAAACCGGCGAGCUAAGUGGCGGAAGCGGGAGAAAGCCGGGGUUCAGACUCACCCCCCAGGACACCCCUUCUCUGGACCCCUGGGUGCAGCACACCACUUGAGCCACUACCUGGAGGGAAGUCCUUUCUCACCCCACUCUCACCCCUCCCUGGAGUCUGCCUGGACUGCUGCAGCCACCUCGUUCCAGGGUCUGACCCAGCCCCUUGCCAGCUCUGCCUCCCCCCUGGGAUUUGGCCCCUUCCUGGGAGCAGCCAUGUUUAGACACCCCACCUUUAUUAGCCCCUCCUUUGGAAGACUCUUCUCUAGCAUGGGUCCUCUGACACUCUUACGCCAGCCCAUACCCGCUGUAGAGACUCCAGUCCAGCCCCCGAUGGCAUUGUCAGAGCCCUCCCCCUCCUCGCCUGUGGACCGCCGGGCCUCCAGCAUCGCAGCACUGCGGCUCAAAGCUAAAGAGCACUCAGCUCAGCUGACACAACUCAACAUCCUACCUUCCAGCAUGACUGGGAAGGAGGUGUGUUGA
Molecule: messenger RNA, 1314 nt
Organism: Salvelinus namaycush (lake trout)
Lineage: Eukaryota; Metazoa; Chordata; Actinopteri; Salmoniformes; Salmonidae
Product: aristaless-related homeobox protein-like
Exons: 5
Coding region: 1-1314 (437 amino acids)
Biological process (GO): regulation of transcription by RNA polymerase II
Molecular function (GO): DNA-binding transcription factor activity, RNA polymerase II-specific; RNA polymerase II transcription regulatory region sequence-specific DNA binding
Source: RefSeq, a predicted model, not a curated record